AUGGCUGCUCAUCUUCGCGGCAUGCACAAGAUGGGGCAUGUCACCGGCAUCACUAAGGCUCCUAGUCCUGAGGAUAUUGUUGCCUACAAUAAAUGGGAUGACGACGAUGAUUGUUAUGAAACGUCCUUGCAUGAUAAAAAAUCAAGAAGAUAUUAUUUGAAAAAUGGAAGCAUCUUAUUAGAGGAUCUGAUUGCCUCUUGCGAUGGAAAAUCUAAUCCCAUUCGUCAUUACUCUGCUGAUGAACUCAUCACGGCAACCAACAACUUUGACCCUGUUAACCUUGUUAAACAGGAAGGAUAUUACAAAAUGUUCAGAGGAAUUCUCGAAAACCGAGAUGUUAUCAUUAAGAAGAUGGAGAUUAGGGAUCUUGCUAUUCGUGACCUUAUAAUAUCAAUGCAGAUGAGCACUCACAAGAAUGUUUCGAAACUACUGGGCUGCUGCUUAGAGUUCCGUGUGCCAGCAAUAGUGCACGAAUAUGCAGCGAAAGGAGUUCUCAACUCUAAAGGAGGUUAUGGGGAAAAUGAGUCCUUCCCAUGGAGAACUAGACUACGUAUCGCAAAGCAGGUUGCUAAUGCAGUUACAUAUCUCCAUACAGCCUUCCCCAGAACCAUUAUUCAUCGAGACCUAAAGCCUACAAAUAUUGUCUUGGACGCUGACUUUGCUCCCAAAUUAUUUAACAUCUCGACUUCCGUAACCAUUCCUCCUCAGCAAUCGCAUGUCGAAGAUCGUGUGAUUGGGACAUUCGGAUACCAUGACCCUGCGUAUUAUGCAUCUAGUAUGGUUACAUGAAAGACUGAUAUAUAUAGUUUCAGUGUUACUUCACUUGUUUUCUUGACGGGUCGAAUGGCUGUGCAACGAGAAACAGAAAGGGCGUCGACCAGCAUUGUGCCUUAUGCAAACUCACAUGCCUCCACUGACCAGUUUAAGAAGAUUGUGGAUCCUAAAAUACUGGAGGAGUUAGAAGGAGAAGAUAAUAAGCAAGCACAAGAACAACAUUUGCAUGAUUUCCUAACACUGGUAUUGUUAUGCACUGAAGCGAGACCAGACAUGAUCGAUGUCGCCAAGGAACUUGUACGAAUUGAGAAGUCUAUUAUUCCUUGUUAG
Argentina anserina (silverweed cinquefoil) is the source of this 1104-nucleotide messenger RNA. Its product is annotated as non-functional pseudokinase ZED1-like. Gene Ontology annotation, molecular function: ATP binding; protein serine/threonine kinase activity. Gene Ontology annotation, biological process: protein phosphorylation; cell surface receptor signaling pathway. Gene Ontology annotation, cellular component: plasma membrane. The record is from RefSeq and is a predicted model, not a curated record. Lineage: Eukaryota; Viridiplantae; Streptophyta; Magnoliopsida; Rosales; Rosaceae.